Messenger RNA from Dimorphilus gyrociliatus, 1268 nucleotides. NCBI's taxonomy places the organism in Eukaryota, Metazoa, Annelida, Polychaeta, Dinophilidae. The record is from the annotation of a GenBank genome assembly.
CAAACUUGAUCAGCGCCACACCUGAAAUCGUUCAUAUCUAUUUCUGCAGUCUUCUCGAAUGAAAUUUGUUUCAUUCGUCCAUAAAAAUAAGAUACUAGUUCAAGAACUAAAGGAAUAAAUAAGUUACAGGAACUUUUUAAAGGAAAAUGGACGAAUUGAACACUUGGAGGAGGAGCGGAGAACUAUCUGAUUUAACUAUUCAGAUAGAUGAUUCGGAAUUCAACUUGCAUAAAUUUCCAAUGUUUAUUAAGAGCGAUUACCUAAAGAAGAAAAUAUCGGAAUGCAAUGAUAACAAAGCCGUAUUGAAACUUUCAAAUUUUCCUGGUGGAAAGGAAAUUUUUGAGAUUGUUUCCGAAUUUUGUUACGGUGAACGUUCCUCCUUAAGCCAGGAAAAUGUCGUUCAAACAAGAUGCGCCGCCCAUUUACUCGAAAUGGAAACCACUGGUAAUUUGGCGUCAUUUUGCGACAGAGUAAUCGAUGAUCUUUUAAGGAAUGCCAAAAAUUCGAGAUCAACUUCCGUUUCGAUUGAAAUGUUAGCUGUUUGUGAACAACUGGGAGAUAUUAGUGACAAAGCUGGAAUUGUCGAUAGAUGUGUAUCUGCAUUAAUUGAUGUCCUAAGCAUCAGUGGACGUCAACAGGUAACUGAAACUUUAACCGGUUUAAGUUCAAACUGGUUCGAAAAACUACUUGGGGCUGCAAGAAAGAAGAAUAUGAGGCCUCAUAUUAUUGGUGAAAUGCUCAUUUCCUAUCUGCAGAUUUCAUUUAUUUAUGAAAAAGAUGAGACUGAAGAAGAAACCGACAAGAAGAAACAUGUUGAAUUAGCUGAUGAAGAAAGACAGCAUCUCCUCGACGAUGUCCUAUUGAAAGUAUUUAGGGAUGAAAAUAAAGUUGGCGAAAAGCAUGCUCUUCAAGAAAGGCUUAAUCCGGAAUUAGCUGUCAAAUUGCUAUCGGAAGCUGAGAGAUUAAAGUGUGACGUAAAAGACGAUUUAAGAAGACUUUGUGCCAAGUUAGUUCCGAGGUUAAAAGCCCCCGACCUCGCUCAACUUCCUCCAGAAGUUGUUGUUGAGAUGGUACAAGUGGGAGAAACAGAUUCGGCGAAUAAAGAGGCUGCCUGCAAGACUGCCGAUAUUUAUCUCAAAGCGUUGGCCGAUAACAAGCGAUUAGACGCUGAAACGUUUGCGGCCGUUUUGAACGCCGCACCAAACGAUGCAAGAACAAACCACGACAACCUUUUUGAAGUUUUGCACACACUCUUACAGUCAGGUUAG